AUCCGACAGUGUUCCAGAACAGUCACAGCCGAUUAUAAUAGUACAAAUAUUCUCAACGUGUUUCAAACAGUUUUUCAGUGCACUUUCGUCUUGUUCUACCGUUCGAAUUCAAAAAUGGCGUUCAUACAGGUCAGCAUUAUAAUUAUAUGAUAUUAUUAUUGUUUAUAAACAUAAUCUCGAGACGGCGAACAAUCCGCUGUUACUCGUUCAAAACACCUGCGAAUUUUUUUCCGUGAAGCCCGAGUUAUUUCGUUUGAUAUUUUCCAUUCGUAUAGCACGGUUUACAAUGCAUAGUACAUUAUACAGUUUCAAAAAACAAUUCGAGUGACUUUAAUUUCGAUUUUUACACGGACGUUUUUGUUCAAACGAGUUUAAUAUUUGAUACAGAAAGUUCGAUUUACGAAUCGUGAUACCAUCAUUGUUAUAUUAUAUUGCUACGAAUGUGUGAAAAUCCGAGAGACCUAAACGCAUGCAAAUAUUAUUAUUAUAAACUUGACGAGCUUUAAGAACUCAGCGUUCAGUUCGCGUUAUCCGUGAGCUUUCAGUGGAGUUUUCCCACAAUUCUAAUCCUUAUCCUGAGCGUAAAUAAUUUUUCAUUCGAAUUUCGAGUAUAUUGUCGACGACUUAAAAAAAAUAAAAAAAAUAUUGUCUGAAUUAUUCAAUAUACCGCGCGCGGCAAAAACUUUUGCGACGUCUGCAUACGCGUAUUUCACACAGUAUGAAGGGGGGAAACUCGGGUAUUUUCCCCAGUCUAACUUUCAGCCUUUUAUUAAACAGUCGGCGUUUCGAUUGAUUUCUGGCUUUAUGGGUCUGGGGAAAAAAUAAUAAAACCACACAAUAAAUUAUAUUCUUUGUUCAUGAAUCCCUGCACUAGUCAAAUUUUCGAAUUUACUGUUUUCCGAUUUUCAAACGAAGUGACACGAUUUUUUUUCUCGACAAACAAAUCCUUUCUCCAUCAGUUGGAAAAUUUGGAAAUAAUUUGGUCCCUGCACAGUCUAAUACCGCGAAUAUCGAAAUGACGCCACUGAUUUCGCGAUUCGUCAUCAAACCGAAAGUAAUAUUAUUGUGUAUCCCAACCGAAAACCGUAAUAACAAUGAAGAAAAUUAUUAUUGUUGUCGAUCGCGCAUUGCUCGUGUGACACGAACUGAACUAGUUUUUUUUUUCUGCUUUCUACACGAAUUCUCACGGCAAUAUUGUGCAGGGUGCUGUUAAUUUUGCCGGCCGCACAGCCGGUCCCGUACAAUAAUAAUAAUAAUAAUAAUAGUAAUAAUUAUCGCGCGUCCGGGUUUUCCGCACGUAUGUUAUACCGUUCGACAUGAUAUUACGAUAAAAAGAUCGCCGGUAAAGAUUUGCGCGGUUACGCAACAGCGCUGCCUUUUCUCGCGACUAUAACCCAAUUAUCCGGAUUCAUUUUUCACGUUCAUUGUGCGUGCUCGCGUUACCGUACCAUUGUCGUGCUGCGGCCGAGGAAAAAAAAAAACAAACUACGCACAACGUCGUAUAUCGAAUACGUGUAUAUUGCACAUUUGAAAAGAAGGCCGGUACGUAUUUUUAUAUGGCGCUAAUAAUCGUGAUCGCACCCGGCUCGAUAAAUUCCGUAUUUACAAUCCGCGAUCGUCGGCUCGGCACGAUCCGGCAAAACGAACUGACGGCAGAAGUUUUUAUAAUUUUUUUUUUUUUUUAUAUAUAUACGCUACCGUCGCUGACAUAUACACUGCGUCAUGACGGAUCGAUUACUCUCGCGGGAGCUUUUAUCGAGAUGCACGACACCGGUAACAAAUGGAGGCGCGAUACACCCGCGGUUUGUUCGGAUGAAAUUCCAUUGCGACAGCCGGCGGACGUCUCCGGGAAUCCGCAGAUAAUCCGUAGUCUGCGGACUUUUCAAUUCCGAUUCGUAUACAAGCACGUUAGAAUUUCGGCCUUUUCUCCCCCCUCUCUUUCGGCGAACUCUGAAACCUACGCGGUAUAGUAUAUCCACGUAUGGGUGCUAUUAAGGCGGUAUAGCGAAUGGUUAUGGGGUAGCGGUAUCCCGAAAUUCGUGUCGGGGUCCGCACUACCCUAUGAGUAAUUUGCAAAAAAAAAGACCAGUGAUUUUCUCGAUUUUGACCAUAAUGUAUAUAACACUCUUAGAUCAUUCUACUGACGACUAGAUUAUGAUAUUUCUAUUGUCCGCUGACAUAUUUCUACCCGAUUCCGGCGUACAAUUGACUGGGACUUAUCGAACCGGCCGUUUCAUUAUAUCCAUGAUUCUUUAGAACACAAACGAAUUAAAAAAUAUUGUUCAAGACGCUUGCCGCCCCGCGACUUUACAUUUCAAACGACGCCCGUACAGGGAUCCGCGAUAUAAUAUUUUAUUGUUCGGUGUUCGAAAACUAUAAUCUACCGCCUAUCAUAUCCUAUGUCUACCGUCCCGACAUUGCUGCCCCUACAAAACACGUGGCCUUCCCUCGAAGUGAAUUUUAUUUGUUACAUCCGCAAUAUGUGCCUGACCAUAUAAUACAGUAUAAUAAUCCACCGUCGUUUCGCAGUGCACACUCGCCGCUCUCAUCUUGCACGUGGCUUGCGGCAGCUACCUGGCUCACCGGGCGAUCGGUUACAACCACGGCGCCGUGUCCGACGGUUACCACCACGGUAGCGGUUACGAGGCCUCGUCUCCGUCUUACGAGUACGCCGCGUACCCGGCUUAUUCGUCGGCCAGCACCUACCAGUCCUCCCAUGGUGACUACCCGAGUUAUUCGAAACCUGUCGACUACUACGUGAGUAUUAGACGCGAUGAUAUCCGUGCAUUUUAAGCGAAAAAACCGAUUUUACGUGACCCGUCGAUUCGUUUGUUUUCGCCUCGAAAUAUCGCAAAAUCUCAAAAUGUCUUUGUCUGAAAUGAAAAAAAAAAAAACCGUAAUGUUUUCCGAUUUCGUUUUUACAGUCGCCGCCCAAGUACUCGUUCAACUACGGCGUAAAGGACUACCACACCGGCGACGUCAAGGACCAAUGGGAAGAGAGGGACGGAGACGUGGUCAAGGGCGAAUACAGCCUGGUCGAACCCGACGGCACCACCCGCAAAGUCACCUACACCGCUGACGACCACAACGGUUUCAACGCGGUCGUCCACAAGUCCGGUACCGCCCACCACCCAACCGUGGUGGCGCACGCUCCCGUCUACAACCAGCACCACGGUUACCGCCGUUGAGAAGUCGUAUUUAUCUGUCACGAUACCCGCGCCAGUAACCGCUGUCGCCGUUCGUCCGCAUUGUCCCGGGCGAGCGUGUUACCAUUAUUAAUAAUACGUAGUAGUAUAAUACCAUUAUCAUAUCAUUACCCUUUAAACGGAGUUUUCUACCAAAUCAAAAAUAAACACCGUUACGCAUAAUACAAUAAUAAUAUUUAACGAAUUUCGAAUGUUCUUCGAGCGCUUUACAAAAAUAACUCGACUAUCAUCAUUCUACAUAAUGUUUCUUUCGUUUUUUGUUUACGUACUUUUAUACAUACUCAUCAACUUACCGUAUCCACUUAAACGGUUCUUCGUCAUGAUCUCUUUUUCCAUGUAAUUUUACACGCGAACUUCACACGGUUUUUACAAUUGACCGGCAUUUUCUACGCGACGCGUAGAUUUCAAGUCAAGUCCGUACAUGAUGUUUUAUUAUUUUAUUUUUUAUUUUUUUCUAUAUUUGUUUUUUACACGGUGUUUUUUAUUAUAACUAUUAUUAUUAUUAUUAUUAUUAUAAUUUUCUAUUGUUUUACGAAUUCGAAUUUUUAGUAUUACUAUAAUAUUGUAUUAUUGUUUUUUUACACGCGUUCGAGAAUUGUAUACCUACCGCGCGAAUCGGGUAUAAUAUUUCUCGACUGCAGAUAUGUAGUAAACGAAAAUAUUGCGAUGUUAUACUAAUACUUGAUCAAUCAUUUUUAUAUCUACUUUUUUUUUUAACAUUAUCUUAUUGUAUUCUGUUUAUUGUAAAUAUACAUUUCAUACAUUUUGCUCAUACAAUAUAAUAUAUCUAAAACGUAUAUAUAUAUUUAUAUCUGUUUAAUUAUUUUCAACACGAUAACGGGCGAUCUAUUCGAGUGAUAACCACUCAUCUCGGAAAGUAUAAACUGAAGGACGCUGGGAAAAAAAAAACAGAUAUAAACUUUUUGCCAAAAUGGUGAUAUUGGUAUCAAAUAAUUUGUAUUGACAUAUGGUUGUUUUUCAUGCGAUUAAACCGGUAAAAAAGCCAAAUCAAUCGAUAUUAAUGAGCGCUAGAAGUUAAGUCCCACAGAAGAAAAAAAAAUAGGUAGACAACUGAUACUGAGACAGAACCAAAAAAGUGUCGGGUUAAUACACAACUACAGUCGUG
This is a messenger RNA of Cinara cedri, 4332 nucleotides long. The record is from the annotation of a GenBank genome assembly. NCBI's taxonomy places the organism in Eukaryota, Metazoa, Arthropoda, Insecta, Hemiptera, Aphididae.